Messenger RNA from Leishmania braziliensis MHOM/BR/75/M2904, 3315 nucleotides. RefSeq names its product putative calcium motive p-type ATPase. The record is from RefSeq and is a predicted model, not a curated record. NCBI's taxonomy places the organism in Eukaryota, Euglenozoa, Kinetoplastea, Trypanosomatida, Trypanosomatidae. Bases 1 to 3315 code for a protein of 1104 amino acids. Gene Ontology annotation, molecular function: ATP hydrolysis activity; ATP binding; P-type calcium transporter activity. The transcript has a single exon. Gene Ontology annotation, biological process: calcium ion transmembrane transport; intracellular calcium ion homeostasis. Gene Ontology annotation, cellular component: plasma membrane.
AUGAACAAGCCGGCCUCCAUUUUUACGGAUAUGGCGGUGAAGGGGUUAGAGGAUCUCGACGACAGUGAUGUCUUUCCCGUCUUCUCAGGCGAGGUUGUGAACGCGGGGGCACUGGGCAACGGCGCGAAAAGCGGCACAGCGGAGGUUGUAGGUGUCAAGGAGCACUAUGCGAUGAACUUUGGAGACGAGCAAGGUGACGAGCCGACUCCCGAGACGUAUGACCCGAGAGACAAGUUCUGGGCGCUGUCGCUGGAGAAUGUCUUCAGCCUCGUACAGUUGGAGUAUCCACUCUCUGGUAUCGAUGCCACCGACGCGCCACGCCGUGCCAAGGACCUCGGUGACAACAUCAUCCCGAUCAAGGGUGGCCCGAGCUGGAUCAUUAUCUUGGCAAGCCAGUUCAAAAAUGCCAUCACGAUUGUGCUGCUCAUCGUUAUUAUCAUUAGUGGUGUGUUUAAGGACUGGGCUGAGUUCGGUGUCGUUCUCUUCAUCCUCUUCUUCAACGCCUUGCUUGGCUUCUACCAAGAGUACGGCGCCGAGAAGUCCCUGGCAAGCCUCAAGCAAAUGACGGCCGGCGUGGCCAAGGUGAUGCGCAACGGUGUUCCUGAGAUCAUCUUUAUUGACGAGGUCGUUGUCGGUGACGUCAUCGUGCUCGAGCAGGGCGCCUCCGUGCCGGCUGACUGCCGUAUCUUCGAAUCGAACGGUCUGGAGGUGGAUGAGGCCCUGUUGACGGGUGAGGCGCUACCGGUGGUAAAGCACGCGAACGUCAUUCGUGACCCAGACAACCGCCUCGCUUUGGGUGACCGCAAGAAUAUGGUGUACCGCAACACACAGGUAACACAGGGCCGCGGCAAGGCGGUGGUCGUCGCCGGCGGGCUAAACACAGAGAUGGGCAAGCUCGCGAAGCGGCUGGACGAUGGCAAGGGCAGUGGCAAGACGGCGCUGAUGCGAAAGUUGGACUACAUGAUGUACUUCCUGUUUUUCUGCUGUGGCAUUGCCGCCCUGGUGGUGUUUGCGGCCAACAAGAUGCGCUACACACCGGCGACCCUCUCGUACGCCACGGCGGUCGCCAUUGCCAUCCUCCCCGAGUCGCUCUGCGCCGUCAUCACGGUCGCCAUGACCUUCUCUGUAAAGCGCAUGGCGCAGCAGAAGUGCAUUGUGCGCAAGCUGCCGGUGCUGGAGGUGCUGGGCAACGUCACGGACAUCUGCUCCGACAAGACCGGCACGCUGACAGAGAAUAAGAUGGUGGUCAAGAAGGCGGUGAUCGGGCUCGACGACGUGUACAGCGUUGGUGGUGCGCCGUACGAAAUCCACGGCGACUUCUUCCCUGCCAUGCGGAACGGCCAGGAGCAGAAGCCUGUGAGCAUGGCGCAGAUGCAGGAGGUGCGCUACAUCUACGAGUUUCUCAAGUGCGCCGCCCUGUGCAGCACCACAAUCCUGCACAUCUCUGAGGAGGAUAUGGACUCCCUCACCGGCAACGGUAAUCCCACCGAGAUUGCAAUCCAGGUGAUGACCUGGAAGGCUGGCCUGAACCGCGACAAGCUGGAGGAGGAGGGCUUGGAGUGCAUCACGGAGUACGCCUUCGACUCUAAGAUCAAGCGCAUGUCCACCGCGUGGGAGAACAAGGAGAAAUGUGAGGUCUACCUCUGUACCAAGGGAGCCCCCGAGCGGGUCGUUGAGCUAUGCACGUACAGGAUCGACGAGGACGGCAAGCUUGUCGGCUUGACACAGCAGGAUCGUGAGCGGGUCGACCAGCACAUCUGCGACUUGGCCGCGCAGGGUCUUCGCACGAUCUGCUUUGCAUACCGCGAGGACGCCACAAAGGCCUUCCCGAUCCCGACUGACGAGCCGUUCAUCGAUGCUUACGACCGUGACCAGGUCGAGCGCGACCUCGUUUUCCUGGGCAUUGUCGGCAUCUACGACCCACCUCGCCCCGAGUCCCGUCCCUCCGUCAUCGCUUGCCAGCACGCCGGCAUCCGCGUGCGCAUGCUCACCGGUGACCACACGUCCACCGCCGGCAGCAUCGCCUCGAUGCUGAACAUCAUUCGUCGCCGAGACCUCGACGACCCGGUGAAGCUGCAGGCGGGGCCUGACUUCGACAAAAUUGACCCUGACGUGAUCGACGGCUGGGCUGACCUCCCCGUUGUCAUCGGCCGCUGCUCUCCCGAAUCGAAGGUGAAGAUGAUCGAGUCACUGCACCGCCGCAAGAAGGUGGUGGCCAUGACGGGUGACGGCUUCAACGACUCCCCCAGUAUCAAGAUUGCCGAUAUUGGCUGCGCCAUGGGCUCUGGCGUCGAUGUGACGAAGGGCGUUGCAGACCUCGUCAUCACUGACGACAACUUCUCCACCAUCGUGAAGGCUGUCGCUGAGGGACGCCGCAUCUCGCAGUGUAUCCGCAAGUUUGUUGUGCAUUUGCUGUCGAGUAACGUAGCUGAGGUAAUUGCGCUGAUCUGCGGUCUGCCCAUCAGCCACGGCGGCGAGUCCGUAUUUAUCCUCUCCCCCAUCGAGAUUCUCUGGCUGAACAUGUUUACCUCCGCCCCACCGGCGACGGGUCUGUCGCUCGAUAAAGCCACAGAUGACAUUCUCCAGGUGCCUCCAAACACGGAGGGGUUCUUCACGAUUGAGCUGAUUACCGACACACUCGUGUACGGCUUCUGGCUCGGCGCCAUGACGCUAUGUGGCUUCGCGGUGGUGCUCUACGGCUUCAAGAGUGGCCCGAUGGGGACAGACUGCAACAGACACAGCGGCAUUGGCUGCGAAAACAUUUGGACUGCCCGCAGCACCGCCUUUGGCAUUCUGUACUUUGGUCUGCUGAUUCACUCCUACACGGUGCGCCACCCGCGCGUCUCUAUCUUCAGAAUGCGCUGGCUUGACAACAAGUGGAUCUACGGUUCCUGCCUCAUGGGCACGGCGCUGUUCAUACCGAUCGUGUACGUCAACGCGAUCGCCCAUAAGCUCUUUGUGCAUGCCAUGAUCACAUGGGAGUGGGGCGUCAUCGUGGUCGGCGUCAUUAUCUUCGUCGCCAUUUGCGAACUUUACAAGGUGAUCAAGAACCUGAUCUUUCCAAUUAACAAGGUGCUGGUGGAGGUGGACGAAGAGGAUGUCGAGGACGUGGAAGAGCAGCGCCAACGCGAGUACAACACCUUCACUCGCACGAUGCCCGACAGCCGUAGCGUAGAGAGGAUCGCGAACGAGAACCUGCGCAUGUCGUUUGCCUCUCUCGCCGGCAGCGUGGCCACCGCCAGCACUGGCUCCUUCCGCAUACCCACACAGCGCCAGAAGAAGCAGCGUGCUUUUCUCUUCCGCAAGCGCGAAUAA